CAUUGCGUCGAGUAGCUUAUAGAUCUAGGCGGUAUAUUUAACGACUGGUAAUUUGCACAGAAAACAGCCCUUGGCUAGCGAGCUCUUUCUCCGUGCUUGGAUAUGUGCAUACAUACACACCUACGGCAGCAGCGUAAACAUACAGGGUACCCCAAAGAGACCGGGAUAACACGGUGGUAGGCCCUGCAACACACCUGGCCAGCGUCCAGCCUCCGGGGUGACCAGUGAGGGGCAGCUCAGUAAGGGAGGCGGACUUGAGCGUUCAUAUUCAUUGAAUGUAUUUCUACCACUGGGCAAUAGGAGUUUAGGACUGUAUGAAUUUAUUUCCAGCACGUAGUGAAGCUUUACUUUGAGGUUAGAAAACAUUUUGAAAAAAAAAAAGAAAACAACAGAUGAAUGAGGUGGUAAACUAAGCAGGACAUAAAUAACUAACUGCAGUUUAUUUUAUUUGCUCAUUGCCUGGAGAAUUCAUAUGUGCAUCUAGAUCUCGAAUGGACAGAAUCAAAAGUGAUGUGCAGGCGUUUUUUCUCACUAUAAUCGUCGUGAAAAGGUGGUAUAAAAUGCAGAACUGGACCAAGAGACCCGUGGGUCAGCAGCGUUGUAAAAAUUAACCGUUGGUCGUGUUCCAGGGACGCAGCGGGUCAGUUAAGUGCCAGCUCAGGUGAAGCUGUGAAGGUGUUAUUCCAGAGGAGCGUUCAGGUGCUCAAGUGCUCUCUAGACUCCAGCUCUCCCGCAGGUCCAAUUUACGACCACCGCGCGAGCUGCCUGCACUAAGAAUAGCACUCUCCAACAGUUCGUUGUAUAAAAUCAUUUGCAUCUAUUCAAUCGCAUGUUUUAAAGAUCGAUAUUAUUAGUUGCGACGGAGAGACCGUAUCGGAGUUUGAACAGUUACGUGAUUAAACCCCUCCAAUCAUAUAAACUAGCCGAUACAUGUAGCACUUUGCUAAACCUCCUUAAAGUCCACCUGAAAAACCUCGUCGCGCAUAAGAAAUUUUAACUGGACAUCAGAGCAACCAUUCGGCAUUAUUCUAUUUCUCCAAUGAAAGGACAAACACGUGAAAAUAUGCAACAAUGAAGCGGAAAUAAGAGCACAGCAAAGCUAUUAGACUAAGAUCAAUCAAGAAGAGGCGCGAACGUGACGAGCAGAAUUCACGCUGCACCACCACGGACCUGUAGUCAUAGCUUGGUGAAAAGCGGGGACGGCUCUUAUAAUGCCAGGCUCAUUCUCGCCAAGGCGUGAACAGUGCUUAUUAAAUAGUUUGGAAACGGAUUAAAACAGGAUAGGCUUUUAACGGGGAAGCUACAAUCAACCUUCCUAUCGUUAAGGCACGCAAUUCGACUGGUGGAUGAACGAUUGAAGCCGACUUGUGAUUCAACGGGGGAGAUUUUACAGCACAAGGCAAACGUGCAAUGAAACCGGGGUUUGCCUGCUUGCAGACAAAUUAUUACCUAGAAAACGUUGCAAUGCAUUACAAUUCAAAAAGAAAGCGGACGUGGUUAAUCAUGGAAAAUCGAGAUGAUUACAUUCACAGGAAGGGAUAGAUUUGAAAUCACGCGCAUUAAAAAUGGAGGCACACCUCGAGGCUAACGCAGGGCAGGUGCGUUGACCGUUCGAACGCUUUUUUUUUUUUUUGAGGAUAUUUUUUCAUAUACUCGUUUUGAAAUGAUGGGACUGGAUAUGUACAGCAGUGUGAGUAUGGUGGCCAACUACAUGUCCGUUAUGGUUUGGGCUAUGUUCAUGGUAGUUCUCACAUCCGGGCGAGAUGUCGGUCUCAAGGUUGUCGUCCGCGCACACAGUGAUAAUGGGAAGAUAGUUCGUGACUAUUACAUGGACACGACAGACUUCUGUUCCAGUAACAGGAAGAUGCACAACUUUUCCCUUGCAAUAAACGAGGUGAUUCAUAUCCAUGGAAUCCACGCCGCCUCCAGAGUGCCAAGUUUCCCGCCAAAAGCCUGUUCCCAAGGUUACCACGGCAAGGUGGCGAGAUAUUUCGUCAUAGAGAUUACAAAGUUUGAAAUCAGGAACUGUGAUGUUACACUGACGAUUCUCUCUGGAUUGCUACAGAAAUAUUCACUUCUGAGAGUUUACAACUGCCGGAACUACACUAAUGAAGUCCUACACGUCUAUGCAGACAGCUUUAUAUUCCUGUUGGGUAAAAAAUAUACCAGAACGUCCGAGUAUUACUUUGACAUCAAACUCUCCACGCUUGAUCCAGGGUCAUCGAUAAACGGCGCCACGGCCAGUCGCCAUGUUGCAGCUUACAGUAGUUUUCAGUUUUGCCUGAAGGUGUCCUUCUUGUUGACAUUCCUCAACUCACACAUGUCCCCGCCCAGGUGACCGCGUCAAGGAGGGUAUUACAUCAAUCACACCGCCGAUGACUUACGUGGGCCAUUGAAUGAGAGGGCAAGAGGACAUAUGUUUGUCAGGCCGACAGACUUAAUAAAUAAGGAAUAUGAAAUGAACAAAUGGGGAAUGUGAUGGCUACAUGCCCAAAUAUACGUCAUCACUGGCGCACCGCAGUCCACGCCCCCCCAUGAUGAAGGACAACCGGGGAUGAUACACGUUGCACUUUUAUUGAAAGAAAAGUAAAAGAAUUACAAAGCAAAAUAUGCUGGGGGCGUGCCGGCAAUGCAGCAGUAUUUUUUUUUCAGUUUUAUGACAAGUAAAUUGACUCGUGGUUAAAGGAAGGAAUGUAUAUAUUUUUGCACAUAAUGGAGGAUAUACAGUAUAUCAGUGUUUGUAUUGAAAUGGAAUUUUACUCAUCAUUUUACAUUGAAGAACAGCUGAAAUUAUUAGAAGCUGUCUGGUUCUGCAGGACCCGCACAAAUAUUCUGUUCAGAGUUACAAUGUUUAAAAUGAAUACCAUGGAACGAGUUAUCGUCUUUACAAAUUCUCAAUAUAUAUUUGAAAAACUUGCAGCUCAAGAUCAGAAAUUUUUGAGGAGAAUGCUUUAGUCCACUCUAAGGAUAUAAGGAUUCUGUGCUUAUAACAGGUUUAUCAUUCUGUCAUUGGAAUUUAAGACAGUCGAAAAAUUAUGCCACUGCUUGAAGACAGUAAAAGCAGUUCUUGGCGGUUGCUUAAAACGAUAAGCACCGGUAGUGGAAGACUGACCGUGCCGUAUAACAGACAAAUACCUGUGUUUAUUGGCACCCGAGGAAAAAUCUGG
This is a messenger RNA of Lingula anatina, 3167 nucleotides long. RefSeq lists its product as uncharacterized. NCBI's taxonomy places the organism in Eukaryota, Metazoa, Brachiopoda, Lingulata, Lingulida, Lingulidae. The record is from RefSeq and is a predicted model, not a curated record.